This is a messenger RNA of Helobdella robusta, 1668 nucleotides long. RefSeq lists its product as hypothetical. NCBI's taxonomy places the organism in Eukaryota, Metazoa, Annelida, Clitellata, Rhynchobdellida, Glossiphoniidae. The transcript is spliced from 11 exons. Gene Ontology annotation, molecular function: magnesium ion binding; phosphopyruvate hydratase activity. Bases 1 to 1668 code for a protein of 555 amino acids. Gene Ontology annotation, biological process: glycolytic process. Gene Ontology annotation, cellular component: phosphopyruvate hydratase complex. The record is from RefSeq and is a predicted model, not a curated record.
AUGGAUACACAAGAAGUUGAUAGAAAAGAAAUAUCUAUAUUGAGAGGGGAAGCAUUAACAUACUUUGGUCCAAAUGGAUUAGGAAAGGAAGUGCUGGAACACAUGGAGGAUGUCGCUAACUCACUCUUUUAUGACAAUCCCGAAGAUAUUAAUGCAUAUUUGAUUCAUGCCAGAUUUAUUAUCAGUGGCAAUGGGUUACCGGCUUUCGAAAUUGAUAUUUAUUGCAAAGUGAAAAACAUGAUUAAACAUGUAUCAACUCUUUCUUCUCCAAACUCCUAUAAUUUUGUUGCUGACACAGACAAGGCAUUACACAACACAGAACAAUCAAUUAUGAUCAUUAAUGAGGUGCUGUCCAAAAAGUUUUUCAACUGUUGUCCAUAUGAUCAGUUGGCAUUUGAUGAUGAAUUGAAGGAAAUAUUUUACAAACUUGAAGUAGAAUAUUUCGAUGCUAAAAAAACUGAAAAAGUCAUUCAACAAGAGGAAAAAGAUAACGAAGCGACAUCAGAUACAGAAAGUAUUACAAGUAAAAAGACUGGUGUCACAAAAAGUAAAAAAAAUGAUCCAAAGCAGACUACGACAAUGGUUAUCUUCAUCAUUUCUGGCAACUUCCUAGAUUAUUUUUCCAUGAAAAGAAAGAAAGGAAAUACAGGAAAAAAGAAAAGUGCAACAAAUGUAGAUCCUGUUGUCAAACCAAAAGAAAAAGAUACAUCUUUCUUGGAAACUAUUAUGCCUGGAUUGACGUGCAAGUCUGCUGUUUCUCAAUCAUUGUGCUAUGCAUCAUCGUUUCUACAGGAAGCUCCUUUGUUCAAAUACCUUUCUGAUUUUUAUAAUAUCGGGAUUACGUCACCUUUCACAAUACCUACACCUAUGAUAAGUGUAACAAGUUCUGGACUGUUAAGUUGUAUUAAAGAAGUUUUGAUCAUACCAUCACCUAAUAUGCCUCUACACAAAGAAAUAAAUACAAAAGUUGUUGGUAAGGAAUCGCGAGGGGCAGCUGCACAAACUGGAAAAGUGGUAGCAGGAGAAAAACUUGAAAGCACGCUAGAUAAUAUAAAAGAAAUAUUAACGAGAGCUGGUUACACACCAAAUGAAGACUUUUAUUUGGGACUGAAUUGCUCUGCUCAAGAUUACUUUCAAGAAAACAAAGAAGAGUGGACCAAACUUUGCGGUGAGUUAUCCAGCUGUACUUUCAUAUUUGGUCAGGAUGCAUUCAGUGUGCCUUCAAUAUUGAUUCACGAAACUCCUGACCCAUCAUUCUCUUCAUCGGGCAUCAUUUUGAAGUUCGAUGACUCAAGCACUGUUACUGAUUUGUGGAAAAGUGCCUUCAAGUUUAAAGAUUAUCACCAGUUGAUCUGCAUGAGUUCGAGCGAAGAAGAUUCGUGCAGUUCAUUUUGUGUUGAUAUGGCUGUAGCUUUGAGGGCAAUGUUCAUCAAAAUUGGAGUCAUUAACAAGCUAGAAAAAUCAAUAAAACUGCAAAGAUUAAUUCAGAUUCAUGAUGACCUGGAUAGACAAAGCAUAAUGAACAACGCACCAGGACAAUUCACUUUUCACCAAGUUGGAUCCAUUUAUAAAGAACAAGAAAGUCUCGAUCACGAUUCAGAAUCAGAGUUUAAAACUGAGAAAAAGCCUCAUAAAAAAUCUCCAAAUCGAUCCAACGCUAAAAUUUAA